This is a messenger RNA of Mytilinidion resinicola, 1553 nucleotides long. RefSeq lists its product as uncharacterized. NCBI's taxonomy places the organism in Eukaryota, Fungi, Ascomycota, Dothideomycetes, Mytilinidiales, Mytilinidiaceae. Gene Ontology annotation, biological process: chromatin remodeling. The transcript is spliced from 3 exons. Bases 81 to 1202 code for a protein of 373 amino acids. The record is from RefSeq and is a predicted model, not a curated record. Gene Ontology annotation, cellular component: nucleus; Ino80 complex.
CCAACAUCAACUCUGCCUCUACAUCGACGCUCUCACCACGGCACCCUAUCCUCCGCCUCCACCCCCCCCUCUCCGCUAUCAUGCCCGACAUCAGGACUCAGCUCGAGGCGCAGGCCGGUGCUGCUCCGGGUCCUGCCUCUGAAGCUGCGCCAGCUGCAGAACCAAAGCCGCCCGUCAAGCGAUCAUACAGGCGCAAAUACCGCAAAAUGCGCGUCGCUUUUGAAGAGAAGAUGACGCUGAGCAACAACCUCAUCAAAGACGAGUGCAAGGCCGUCGCCCUGGCGCGUCGCCUGCAAGAGCAGAAUGACCAAAUGCUCGACCUCCUCCUCGACAUCAAUGACGCCGCGCGCAUCCCCGGCCACCUCCGUUUCGACCUGCGCUCGCCCUCCCCCAGUGAAUCCGUGGUGCCCUCCCUCGAAGCCGACACCGACCCGGACCCCAUCGCUAUCCAAACCGCCCUGCGCGAAGCCCGCGAGGAGCUCGUCACCGGCCAGCUUUCCCCCGAAGAGUUUGCGCGCAUCGAAUCAACCCUCAGUUCGCGCACCCUCGCCCUUGGCCCGCGCACCCUCUCCAAGCUCGCCGCCUCAACACCACACACCUCCCAGCCUCCUGCGCACCUCGACGACCUCCACCUCGGCGACAACGCACCGGGAUACCUGUCGCCGAACCACGAGGAGGAAUACUUACUAGCUGCGGAUGCGGCGCUGAUGGAUCCCUCCGUCUACGAUCCCCAGUCGCGCGACGGCCGCCCUCUCCGCCUCGCGACCCACGCCCAGCUUCCGACCGACAAAGAGCUGUCCCUGCGCAACCCGGACUCCGUCUACAACUGGCUGCGCAAGAACCAACCACAGGUCUUCCUGCAAGACAAGGACCCGCACCACGCCGAGAACGCGUCGGAGAAAUCGAGCGCGAAACCUGGUGGUGGUGGGCAUCGCGGUAAGCGGCCGAGUGCCGUGAGCACGAGUACCCCAGGCCCAAAGACAGAGCAGGAUGCACUGGACGACGAGAUCGGGUUCAUCCCCGAGGCAGGGGCCGCAGGCGCGAAGAGAGGAAAGAAUAAGGACGAUGAACCCUAUCGGCCAAAGGGAGGGAGUUCGAGGCCGCCAAAACGGAAGCGGGACGAUGGGGAGGCGGUGGUGAAGGGGCCGCGGAAGAAGAGUAGGGCGAGUGGGGGCCAGGGGGGGAGUGGUGGUGGUAGUUGAGACCCUUCGGUGCCGAGAAUUUGGUUUCAAUAUAUGCUUACUGGAUUUGCGUAGGUGAAACGACCGUGGUCGAGGGUGAUGACCCGUGGCACAGCAUAUGUCUGUCUUCUUGAAUCAAGCUGCGAGCAACUCGUAGCGAACGAUUGUGGGAGAUCGAUGAACGAUUACGCAGUAGGCUCCCGUAAAGCGGCUGCAUUACGAGUGGCGAACGUUGCAUAUGAUAUAUCUGCAGAGGGAGACAUUGAUGCAUGAAUUGGGGUCACGCAGAGGGCUAGGAGGAUCCCACCAAAGGUCGUGCUGUAAGAUAGGAUAGCCGAGAUAAUCCUUCAAUACCCCUUUUAAGCUUUCACG